This is a messenger RNA of Rhodamnia argentea, 1030 nucleotides long. RefSeq names its product VAMP-like protein YKT61. Gene Ontology annotation, molecular function: SNAP receptor activity. Lineage: Eukaryota; Viridiplantae; Streptophyta; Magnoliopsida; Myrtales; Myrtaceae. The record is from RefSeq and is a predicted model, not a curated record. The transcript has 6 exons. Gene Ontology annotation, cellular component: membrane; Golgi apparatus. Gene Ontology annotation, biological process: endoplasmic reticulum to Golgi vesicle-mediated transport. The coding region runs from base 135 to 734 and encodes 199 amino acids.
GAGGGAAUGAAAAAGGGAUCCGAUUCUCUGUCUUCCUCUUCCCUUGCGUUAUCAUUUCGUGUCGGUGCACGCAAUCAUUCUCGGCGAUCCUUCUUCUCCAUCGAUCGGCGGAUUUCGAUUAGCUUUUGAGAGAGAUGAAGAUCACGGCUCUGUUGGUCCUCAAAUGCGAUCCCGGCGGCUCCGAUCCAGUGAUCCUGGCCAACGCCACCGACGUCAGCCAUUUCGGCUUCUUCCAGCGCUCCAGCGUCAAGGAGUUCAUCGUCUUCGUCGGCCGCACCGUCGCCAGGCGCACGCCCCCGGGCCAGCGCCAAUCCGUGCAGCACGAAGAGUACAAGGUGCACGCUUACAAUAGAAAUGGCCUUUGUGCAUUGGGAUUCAUGGACGAUCAUUAUCCAGUUCGAAGUGCAUUUUCUCUGCUGAAUCAGGUGCUGGAUGAGUAUCAUAAGAAUUUCGGUGAUUCAUGGAGGAGUGCAAACUCGGAUAGCACUCAAUCAUGGCCAUAUUUGAAUGAAGCUCUGAAUAAAUUUCAGGAUCCAGCUGAGGCUGAUAAAUUAUUGAAAAUUCAGAGGGAGUUGGACGAAACAAAAAUCAUUCUGCACAAAACAAUUGAUAGCGUGCUUGAACGAGGCGAGAAGCUGGACAGUUUGGUUGAGAAGAGUUCAGAUCUCAGUGCAUCAUCACAGUUGUUUUACAAACAAGCCAAGAAAACUAACCAGUGCUGCACAUUACUGUAACGGUUUGAGGAGACUGAAGAGAAUACCACGUAACUUGGUUCCGAUAGUGGUCGAUGCAUGUCUGUGUGGGGAAUGUAGAGCAUAUGGCACAGUGUAUUCCAUCAUGGUGAUAUACCUUCUUUCUGCUGCCUUGAUAAGUGCAAACGUAUGGUUCGUGGUUUUUGGUGUACUGAAUCUGUCUUAGAUAUGUAUAAAAGCUGUUUGGCAUCCAUUUGUGUUUGAUUUUCUUGUUAACUACUCAACUGAAACAAUGAUCUGUUGUGAUGAGCAGUCCAGCCGGUUCAUUUUUGAUCCUA